AUGGGGAUUUGCUUUGAGUGCAAGAAGUCAACUGAUCUGUACUGCGUCCACCACAAAAAGCACGUCUGCAUCGAUUGUAUGUUUAAGACGCACGCAGUCUGCACUAUGAGUAAAUACAAAGAUUAUGUGAUGGACAACAAACCCGAAGUGAAUGAAUGCCCGUUGUGUAAAGCUGUACUUGGUGAUAAGGAAGUUGUCCGUUUGCCAUGUUUAUGUGUUGUUCACAAAGAAUGUAUUGUCAAAGAAUUUGAUGAUGCAACAGGCGAGUUAAAGUGUCCACAGUGCCAAACUCCCGUUUUUGUUGGCAAAGAUGACAUCCCAACACAAAUAAAAGAGCAUCUCCUCGCCAUUUUCGCGGGAAAGAAAUACAUCCAACCGUUUUUGGACGCGAACUUACAAACUAUAGCACACGAAGAUAUCGAUACAACAACACAACUCCUCUUGAAACCAGAAGACGAAAAAGAAGAGCAAAACGUCUCGUACACCAAAAAUGAAAUUUCGAGCUUAAAAAAGGUUGCUGAGGCAACGGAAGUAAACGUUGAAGCAGAGGACGAUUCGAGCGGCCCUCAUAUGAAUGACACGGACACGUCUGACGAAGAGGAUGCCAAAAAGAAAUUGCAAGGGUCAUUGGGGAUGGGUUUUGUUGCGACGUUGGGGCACAACAAACGGAUUUCUGGGCGGGGCAUCUUCAUCAUUUUAGUGUUGAUGGUUGUCUUAGUGCUUUUCAUGGUGAUCGUAUAUUUCUUUGGAAAUACCGACACAUAA
This is a messenger RNA of Entamoeba invadens IP1, 765 nucleotides long. RefSeq lists its product as hypothetical. Lineage: Eukaryota; Evosea; Mastigamoebida; Endamoebidae. The transcript is spliced from 2 exons. The coding region runs from base 1 to 765 and encodes 254 amino acids. Gene Ontology annotation, cellular component: Golgi apparatus. The record is from RefSeq and is a predicted model, not a curated record.